CAAGUGCGUUCAGAAAUACGACUUAUAUCUAUGGUGUUGGCAACAUUGGUGUUGAGGUUAUGCAUACGUCAAUGUAGCUGUCAAACGCACGUGAAUUUGUAAAUAUGCCCUUAUGUUCGGCGAAUUGUGGCUCAAACGCUAUAUUAAAACGACCCAAAACCGGCGAUGCUUUGUGCAAGGAAUGUUUUUUUGAAGCGUUUGAAAAUGAAGUGCAUUUUACUAUAACUAAAGCUAGAUUAUUUGAGCCGGGGAAAACGGUGGCGAUUGCAGCAUCGGGGGGUAAAGAUUCGACUGUUUUAGCGUACGUUUUAAAGCUUUUAAACGAGAAGUUCAAGUACAAUUUAAAGUUGGUUUUAUUGUCCAUAGAUGAGGGUAUUACAGGGUAUAGGGAUGACAGUUUGGAUACUGUGAAGAAGAAUAGGGAUGAUUAUGAGAUGCCUUUGAAAAUUAUGUCAUAUAAGGAUUUGUAUGGGUGGACCAUGGAUGAAAUUGUGGCAGAAAUUGGUAGAAAAAACAAUUGCACGUUUUGCGGCGUUUUUAGGAGGCAAGCUUUGGAUAGGGGGGCAAAUUUAUUAAAGGUGGAUUACCUGGCAACAGGGCACAAUGCUGAUGAUAUAGCAGAAACUGUUUUAAUGAAUAUAUUAAGGGGUGAUUUGGCUAGGUUAAAUAGGUGUACAUCUAUAAUAACAGACAGUGGUGAUGGGAUUCCCAGAGUCAAGCCUUUAAAGUAUACAUACGAAAAAGAGAUUGUUAUGUAUGCAUAUUUCAGAAAGUUAAUUUAUUUUUCUACAGAAUGUGUAUUUGCGCCAAACGCCUAUAGAGGGCAUGCAAGAGUUUUACUGAAGGAUUUAGAAAAAAUUGAUCCUUCAGUUAUAAUGAAUAUUAUACAAUCAGGAGAAUCUCUAAAGGUAAAUGAAACAGCAAAUAUGCCAACACUGACAAAAUGUUCGAGAUGCAAUUAUGUUUCCUCGCAAACUGUUUGUAAGGCCUGUGUUCUUCUUGAAGGCCUCAACAAAGGACUACCAAGGUUAGGAAUAGGAAAAUCUAGCAAAGUAAAACGAAUUCUGGAAGAAAACGAAAAAAAAAAUUGUGAUUCAACAAGUUGUUGCAGGACUAACAACUGCAAAAAGGACAUUGAAGGUGUGGAAAAAUGCACUGAUAAACUAUCUUCAGUUAAUUUAAUUAAAUAAAAUAUAUACACAAUUAACACCACUUGUUUUCGUUUUAAAUUAAUUUAUGCGGGU
This is a messenger RNA of Brassicogethes aeneus, 1244 nucleotides long. The record is from the annotation of a GenBank genome assembly. NCBI's taxonomy places the organism in Eukaryota, Metazoa, Arthropoda, Insecta, Coleoptera, Nitidulidae.